Rhodofomes roseus is the source of this 898-nucleotide messenger RNA. RefSeq lists its product as uncharacterized. The record is from RefSeq and is a predicted model, not a curated record. The transcript is spliced from 3 exons. NCBI's taxonomy places the organism in Eukaryota, Fungi, Basidiomycota, Agaricomycetes, Polyporales, Fomitopsidaceae. The coding region runs from base 176 to 865 and encodes 229 amino acids.
UAGCGGCCCAAUAGCAUCCACAAGCGUAUUCAGGUAAAUAUCAUUCAGGGCUCAACAUACGGCAGUCUUUGUCUAGUCCUUUCCCUCCGCGGCCGGCCGUCGUUCCUGCUUAUAUGUCGCUCUGACAUCUUCGCCCUCGAGGCUCCUCUUUUCUUCCAGCGCGCUGUCUCAGACGAUGCUCGCCGAACGCUCCCUUCGUCCGCUCCCUCUUUCGCCGGCCCAGUCCCGCCCACCGUCUCCGCGAGACCUACUUCCUCUCUCGGCCAGUCGCGCGACCCCUUCGCGUCCGCUUCCGCUCCCUGCCCCGCUCACUCGUUCACAGUCUUCUGCUAGUCUUAACAAGUGUCGCCCGCUUCCCGUACCUCCAGGCGAAGUAGACGCGCUCGCGCCCUUACGCAGGCUCUCCGUGACAGACGCGUCCAACUCCCGUACUCCACCGACUCGACCGACAUUAAAUACUAAUGCAAGCCCGACGAGGCCCGCUGUCCGUCCGCUGCCCACACCCAUCAGCCCCAAUGCGGACUCUACCGCGCCACUAUCAGGCAGUGCAUUUGCGCCGACGUCUUGGCGGCAGGCUUCAGACGCCACCCGCGGUCGAUCAAGCACGAGUGCAUCUGCACCUGGACCGCUGCUGGAUGACUUCGAAUGCUUCGGUAUUCGCCCUACAGACGUUGGCGCGUCCUCCUCGCCCGGACACGUCGCGAAGGCGAAGAGUGAGGAUCUGCACAGGGAUGACCGAGACCGCCCCCAGCGCCGCCUCUCUCAGAAAGCCGCUCUCGCGAUUAUUGCGCGGGAUAGGGUUGAGCAGGAGGAGGCAUGGCGAGCCUUGCUGGCGAAGAAGGGCAACCAACACGGUAGACUCUGACAUGGGAGUCGGACGUGGAGGCGAUCCGUCUAU